GGACACGCAGGGCGCUCGCGGGAUUGUAGUCGGCUCGAACCCGGACGCGAGGGACGCACGGGACCCUCCGGACUGAGCAGGACACCGCAGGAGCCGGAACCUUCCAACCGAGCUAUGGCGACCGCUCCGGGCGCCCGACUCCUGCGCGCCGUCUGUGCCUCCGUCGCUUUCCGUGGCCUGGAUCGCCGCCGGCUGCUGGCCUGUGGGGUCCGCGCGGGAACUGCCUUCCCUCAGUGGACCCCAAGCCCCUGCGUGCUCGCAGAGGCGGGACGGGGGCGGCCGCUGAGCGUGUCUGCGCGUGCGUGGAGCAGCUCAGAAGAUAAGAUAACAGUUCAUUUCAAGAACCGUGAUGGUGAGACACUAACAACCAAGGGAAAAGUCGGUGACUCUCUGCUGGAUGUUGUGAUUGAAAAUAAUCUAGAUAUUGAUGGUUUUGGUGCUUGUGAAGGAACUUUGGCUUGCUCUACCUGUCACCUUAUCUUUGAGGAUCAUAUAUAUGAGAAGUUAGAUGCCAUCACUGAUGAGGAGAAUGAUAUGCUUGACCUGGCUUAUGGACUAACAGACAGGUCGCGAUUGGGCUGCCAAGUCUGUCUGACCAAAGCUAUGGACAAUAUGACUGUUCGUGUGCCUGAGGCAGUGGCAGAUGUUAGACAGUCUAUUGACAUGAGCAAGAAUUCCUAAGAUACAAUAAAAGGAAUAUUUUCAUGAAAUUUUUACCUAUUUUUAUAAUUAUUUCUCAGUAUAAUUAAAUGAUUACACAACAGAAUGUAUUUCUCAGUGUGAGUAGCUGUGCUGUUUUAAUUCAGUUUGUAGUACUGAAAGACUGCAGUUUUGUUUUGAUUAAAUUAUUAAAAUGUCAGUUUAAUUUUAGAAGACAGCUGAUAUAAUAAACUCCUUACACAUUUUA
This is a messenger RNA of Phodopus roborovskii (desert hamster), 907 nucleotides long. RefSeq names its product ferredoxin 1 (gene Fdx1). NCBI's taxonomy places the organism in Eukaryota, Metazoa, Chordata, Mammalia, Rodentia, Cricetidae. The transcript is spliced from 4 exons. Gene Ontology annotation, molecular function: 2 iron, 2 sulfur cluster binding. The record is from RefSeq and is a predicted model, not a curated record. Gene Ontology annotation, biological process: positive regulation of oxidoreductase activity; P450-containing electron transport chain. The coding region runs from base 115 to 681 and encodes 188 amino acids. Gene Ontology annotation, cellular component: mitochondrion.